UCAAUCUUUUUUACCAUCAAAUUGAUUUGAUUGUGAUCAAACUUUAAUCAGGUUCAAUCGUUGAAACUUCAAGUUUAAAUCAUCAAAAGUUAUUGAAAAGUUAUCGUGGUUAAUUUUAAUUCUUGUGUGUAUAUUAUACACAACAAUUGGGAUAAUCGUUUCUUCAGAUUAACUGUUUAUUUAAUUAUUUGUUUGAUUAGUGAUUCAAAUCAAUCAUGACAAUUUAUUAUACUUUGAAACGUUUCAUUGCCAUUGGGAUAAUUGUCAUCGCUGGGAUUGUAAUUAGUUUAUUAUCAACGGUGUUCAGUGAAAAUUUUCAUCAUCCAGUCAUAUUUAUUGCUGGUUACAUGGGAACACAAUUAAAAUAUCAACUUCAUAAAGCGAAAACCAGUCCGUUUUUUUGUCAGAAAAAUUUGUACACCUCUCGAAGUCUAUGGUUAGAUGCUUAUCAGGCCUUUUCUCCCGUUAAAAAGUACUGCUGGUUACAUUAUUUGUCGCUGGAAUAUGACCCGUGGACUCGAACAACCAAAAGUCCUCCUGGAGUACAAAUUCUGGUUCCGCCGAUGGGAGAUACAGCAUCGAUAGAAUAUAUUUCUCCUUUUCCUUUUCAAGUUCGACCAACUGAGUAUUACGUUAAUAUAAUCAACUCAUUGGAGCAAUUAGGAUAUUCCAGAGGAAUCAACAUCUUCGGAGCUCCAUAUGAUUGGCGUAAAUCUCCUCAUGAACAAGAUGAAUUCUUUGAGUCUCUUCGAUAUUUGGUACAAGAUAUUUACGAGAAAAAUGGAGGAAAACGGGUAAUUCUCUUUGGCCAUUCGAUGGGAGGUAAUUUUGCUUACCUUUUUCUCCGUAAGCAAAACAUUUACUGGAAAAAUCAUUACAUAAGAGCGGUGGUUUUCGCAGCCUCGCCUUGGGGUGGAAAUUUUAAACACAUGUACGACUAUUUGUACGAAGAUGAUUUCGCUGCUGAUUUGAUUCCCGAAUUUCGCCAAGUAGAACGAACCUAUUCCUCUUUGGCCUUUUUAUUGCCCAAUAAACGUAUCUGGGGACCUGAUGAUGUUUUCCUUACAACACCGACAGCCGAUUACACCGCUUUCAAUAUGGAGGAAUAUUUUGCUCAUCUUAAUCAUCCAAAUGGUUAUCAAAUGUAUUUAGACACCAAAGACAUUAUGGAUCCUUUUCUUCAUCCGGAAGUUGAUAUUUACUGUAUUCCUGCUGUUGGAUAUAAAACACUUCGUCAGGUUGAAAUGUUCACCGAUAAUGAUAAAACCGAAAGAUAUACAAAUUACUCUCAGGGAGAUGGAUUCGUUAACAUAGAAUCGGCUCUUGGUUGUCUUAAUUGGUUCCCUUCCAAACAGUACAAGUUUUACCUUAAGCUACUUGAUGCCAGUCACCUGGGGAUGUUAAGAGAAACUGAAUCAGUUAAUUUUUUCACUAAUUUAAUUUAUAGUUUACCUUGAAUUUUAUACAUUCUCAGAAAAAUAUAUUCCUUUAAAUAAAUAUAAUAAUACUUA
Messenger RNA from Panonychus citri (citrus red mite), 1511 nucleotides. RefSeq names its product phospholipase A2 group XV-like. Gene Ontology annotation, biological process: lipid metabolic process. The transcript has 4 exons. The coding region runs from base 216 to 1457 and encodes 413 amino acids. NCBI's taxonomy places the organism in Eukaryota, Metazoa, Arthropoda, Arachnida, Trombidiformes, Tetranychidae. The record is from RefSeq and is a predicted model, not a curated record.